ACUCUACUUUUAACUUUUCCCUUGUCACGACCUCCUUGGCGAGAAGUCACAUUUGGGCUCUCAGUCCUCUAUGGAGACAUUGCCUUCUGUCAAAACUCACAGAGGACGCGGAUCUGGUUUCCACGAUGGAGGAAGGAGACCCAUUUCUCGGAAUAAACAAUGGGUGGCUGGACAAGACAACCGACAUAAAACGAACACUUCGCAUCAAGAGGAGCGUUGGGAACGCGGUGGGCAUCGAGGAGGGAGAGGAGGGAGAGGUUCAGGUCGCGGUCCAUCGCGAAGACAUAGUCCAAUACCUUCUACCAGUGACUCUUUUCAUCGUGCCACACCCGAUACCGACACCGACGAGCAUGUUCCCGAAGAGGAACCUGUUUUGGAAACAGCGGAAGAACGCGAGUACUUCUAUAAAGAGCUCGUGAAAGCUCGUGAGGCGGAGCGGAAGAAGGCCAUCGCAGAGGGCAAGAUGGAUGACCCAGCUGUUCCGAAGAGGCUUGAGGACGCUAUCACAAUAGUUGGAACAUGCCCGGAUAUGUGUCCACGGUUCGAACGGUACAGACGAGAAAGAGAGAACAAUUUGUUUGAAUGGGAGACGAUACCCGGAACAAAACGCGUAGAUCAUUCCAAAGCAGUCAAAAUGUAUGAACGAGCUGCUGGUGACAAAGUGAUUCCUUCGGACUUACGACCACCUCAUGUGUUGAAAGUACGUUCUGCGAGUUUGGGUUGUUACAUUAUGGUGUGAUUUCUGCUCAUUAUAUCCUGCCCUCAGCGCACUUUGAAUUAUCUUUUUCACGAAUUGCUUCCUCGAGAAGGCUUCUCCCCGACUUUCAACUUCAUUCGCGAUCGGUCAAGAGCAGUGAGGAGUGACUUCACAAUGCAACACGAGAAGGGUAAAUUGGCCAUCGAAUGUCAUGAACGUUGUGCUCGGUUCCACAUUCUCGCACUCCAUCUCGAACGUGACCGAGAGGGAUUUUCCUUCAAUCUAGAACAGCAACAAUUAAUGAACACCCUUCAAAGCCUCAAAGAAUUCUACGAGGAUCAACGCAGCAAAUACGAAUCACCAUACGAGCUUGAAAUGCGCGUUUACCAUCGUUUCAUUCACAUCCGCGAUCAACGGGACCGCCCCGACCAAAUAUCAGUUCAUAUCACUUCCAACCCCGUGUUCCAACUAACCAACGACUUUCGCUCCCACGUCCAAAAAGUGAGCUCGCCGAUAACCAAGACCUCAGCUCUCGUUGUUGAUGCACGCGCGAUGGAGAUAUUUGGCGAGUUAGCAAAUGUUUUGAGGGAACAAGGCAACGUUGUUGUGAUAUAUCUCAUCGCUUGCCUUCUGGAGUCUUUAUUCGGAAAAGACGCCAUUGACGAUAUUGAAUCUCUCCGCGGUGACAUAGCGAUAUCGGAUGUCAUUGACGGUGCGAUCAGCGAGAAUAUUCACGAGUUUGAUGACGCAGAGGACGGGAUGCAUGAGGAGAUUCAUGAUGAAGAGCCAGAGGAUGCUGGGGUGGAAGAAGUUGAAGGAGAAGACGUAGAAGUUGCGCCUGCAAUGCAGGCAACAUCAAGUGUGUUCGGCCCGGGCUCCACAUCAGUUUUUGGGGUCAACAACUCGCAUUCUUUUCCAUCGACAACAGGAGCCUCGUCUGUAUUUUCGGAUCUCAAAGCUACACCCAGUCCGUUUGGAACUUUUGGACAAAGGAUUGACCCACCAGCCACUCAGCCCUCGAACCCACUUGGGAUGACUUUUGGACCUCAAACAAACGCACAGUACCCUCCCGCCUCUGCUCCAGCGUUCCCUCCUUCUAACCAACCCGAAAACUCGACUACUUCUCCCAUGGGCAAUGCAGCUCGUCAUGUUUCAACCCAGUCAUCACACAUCUUCAACACCUCCAGCACACCACUGUCUUUACAGGCCCCUGAUAUCUCGAAACCAAACCCUUUCGCAAGUUCAAUGUUCUCUUCUGCACCGCUUGCCCCUUCGUCUCAACCGCCUGAACGUCCUGUCCCCCCGACGCAACCGUCACAAGGCAGCUUGUUUGCUCCUGCUUCAGGGGGGCCUGCACUUACACCUUCAAGAUCGGAACCCACUCUCAAUCCUCAAGCAACACCGUUUGUUCCACCCCCAAAUACCACUACCUCGGGGACCGCUACUUCAACCUCCCCUUUUUCAAUCAAUUAUUUCCCUCCACCUACAACUUCAUUCACUCCACCUACCACAACAUCAGCGCCUUCACCCUCUCCCACACCUCUUUUCCUACAAACAACGAGUGGCCCUGAUCCUCGCUUUUCCGUGCUUCCGAGACUCGAUACGAGUCCCACAACAUCAUUACCACAGCCGCAAUCGCAACUCACCCUCUUCCCAGAGCAGCCUAAAACUCCCAAAACUCCCACUGAACCACCUCGGUUACCCCGUCACCAACCAAUCAGUCUCCCCUCCACUCCGACGUUGCCACCUUCAGGACCCUCAAAUCCUCGGCUGGACUUACUUAAAGGAAGUUUACAAACCUCGAACUUAUCGCGAUCCACUAGCAUCGAGAUGUUGAGCCCGAUUCAGAUACAGUCCCCUUCAGUUUCAAGGCAGGGCUCCCUUCAAAAUUUUACAGGUCUCAGUACGCCAAUCGUGCCUCAUGCCACCUCCCGAGCACCCUUUAUAACAGAAGAAAGUCCUUUACGUGGGAAAGAUAAGGGAAAAGGGAAAGCCGCGGAAAGCCCUAGACUUUCGGUUGCACCCACUCGGGAUGAGCUUGAAGAAGCGUUAUCGUUCGAACGGAAGUCUAAAGUUGUGAAGGAUUGUUUCAACCUUUGGCGGAACCAAACUGCCGAUCGGGUUGCCUAUCAGAAUGCGGUACGGCACAGUGAAUCUUAUCGAGACAAGAUACGGAUGAGCAGGACACAAAGGAAUUCCGUGAACGGUGUCGGUGAUGAUGAUGAUCAAAGGUCGCUCUCGAAGUUGCCUGGAGAUGCUAGAAAACGCCGGAUAUCGUUGGUACGGCCAACUUCGUCGACCGAUGGGGCGGUAACGCCAUUGAAGAAGCGAGCUAGGAAGCGGGUAUCUAUGGAUUAUCGGCCUCCUAGGACAGAUGAAGAGCUUGCAAAACGUUUGAAAGAGAAUCAAGAAGAAUACCAACGCCGCUGGGCGCCCGAAUCGUUUUUGCAAGUGCUUCGGAUACAUGUCGGCCAUGUAGCAGGGGGCAAGAUUUCGGUGGUGCUGAAACAUUGGCGGUUGUGGUUGUCAUUGAAUCCAGAUAGUGAUGCCACUGCGAUAUGGAUGGAGAAGAAAUUUGGCAUACCUGAGUCUGGACGAUGGGCAUCGGAUAGUGUGUUCUCGAUACCUAUACUGCCCGGAACUGGGGACGUGAAUGGGUAUCCGGGUAUUAUCGUGUUUGAGUGUACCCCGUCAGAUGGUGUUGAGGAUGAACUGGAGAGGAAAUAUCGCGUGCUUGACGACUGUUCCCGUCUGCGGAACAUUUUGAAGACUUUGCCUCCGCAACGGUAUUUUGUUCCCUCCAUCCUAAUUGUAUGGUGGAGCGAAGGAGAGGCACAGAUGCCCGAAUCGGAUCUGUCAACCAUGCUAAACAGACUUGUCCAUGAUUCGAUCGUUACAUCUUUCUGUAUUUUCUCGAUGAGCACAUCCACGAAGGAUCCCGACUCCAAGUUCAACGAUGCAUUACAGUCAUUGACACUCGAUGUGGAAGGUCGACUAGUCAGAGCAUUAUCCCUUACUGCUGUCUUUCGUCUAUUCGACGAUAAAAUCCGUCCAUUCACGGCUGAGUGGAUCGAAAAUUGUGCACAUAGCGGAGACUUUAACUGGAUUGUCUACGGGCGGCUGGUACAGUCGGUUGUGGACCUUCUUAAGACGGCCGUCAGACUCGUGUCCAACCUUCUGGACAGGCCUUUCGAGGAGCACACCCCAACAUUCGAGGGAACGAAUAUCGACGAUAGCUACUCCGCGUAUGAUGCAGUGUUUAGGUGGCUUUCGCAAGUCUCUGUGCAGGAAUUCAGAGACGAUGUGAUCGUCGAUCUGCGGGGACAUCAAACGCUGGGGAAAGUCUUUCCAUCAACGGUGUUCUUGGACCAUCUACGCGUACUGGCUCAAUAUCAGAUUGCCAACGUUAUGGGGAAUCCACCACCUGAGACGCCAUUCUAUGUUUUGUCCUCUGGAGUAGAAUCGUCGUUGCACGAACUUCAGCGAAUCAUUCAGACAUAUCAGUCUUCGCUUUCCCAAAUUCUUAACCUUACGAUUAGGAGGUCACCGAAACGGAGAAGUCUCUCGAACGCAGACAGUGAAAGCGGCAGUAAACGACUGCGACUGUCGACUUCAGCCUCUGACGCCAGCUCUGCGGCAUUCAUUAGUCGAAGCCCAACUCCAACGUCGACUCCAUUUGUGAACGGAAACGGAAGAAUGAGCAUUUCACCCGGUCCGAGUGAAAGUGUGGAAUCGGUUGCAACGGAUUCUACGACAUCUCCGAUGAUUACAGUCGCUAUGCUUCGUGCUUUGACGAAAGAUUUAAAAGAAAAGUAUAAAGGAGGAACGUGAUAUAUUCACAUUCUGUUCUGUUUUGAUUGAUGCUGUCUUUUCUUUAUUGCAUACCUUGUUGAACGUUAUACUUCUAUAUCCUGUAUCUGUCAUUAUCUAUCGCGGUAUCGAACAACUUUCA
This is a messenger RNA of Marasmius oreades (fairy-ring Marasmius), 4649 nucleotides long. RefSeq lists its product as uncharacterized. The record is from RefSeq and is a predicted model, not a curated record. Gene Ontology annotation, cellular component: cytoplasm; nucleus; transcription export complex 2. The coding region runs from base 872 to 4528 and encodes 1218 amino acids. Lineage: Eukaryota; Fungi; Basidiomycota; Agaricomycetes; Agaricales; Marasmiaceae. The transcript is spliced from 12 exons. Gene Ontology annotation, biological process: mRNA export from nucleus.